AUGCACUACCUUCGAAGUUGUGUUGAUCAUAACCAUGGACCCCAAGCAAGUAAUGCUGAAGUAGCGAAAAUUACCGCUCAGAUAAAACGUCAAGCCUUUGAAACAAGAGAUAAACCUGCAAAAAUAAUUCAAGAUAAUAUUAUUAGUAUGCCGAAGGAAAUUCAUCUUUAUAUUCCUUCAGUUAACGCUCUUCGUAGAACAAUUAGACGUGUUAGAAGAUUGGAAAUGCCACCACAACCACAAAAUAUUUCUGAAGAUAAUAAUUUUAUCAUUACUUUUAAGAUAAUGAUUUUAUCAUUUGAUUAG
Messenger RNA from Funneliformis geosporum, 306 nucleotides. The record is from the annotation of a GenBank genome assembly. Lineage: Eukaryota; Fungi; Glomeromycota; Glomeromycetes; Glomerales; Glomeraceae.